GACAGUGCAACAGAGCCUCCAGCCAGCUCCUGUGCUCCAGACUUCAGCUACACUUCUGAUCAACGCCAUGGCCCCAGUCACCAGGCCACUCCUCCGUGCAGCGCUGCUUUUGCUGCUGCUGUUGCUGGCCACCAGCCACCAGGCUACAGGGUCAAUUGUGGCCACUGAGCUGCGCUGUCAGUGCCUGAAGACCCUACCAAGGAUUGAUUUUGAGGACAUCCAGAGCUUGAAGGUGACGCCUCCAGGACCCCACUGCACCCAGACGGAAGUCAUUGCCACUCUCAAGGAUGGUCAAGAAGUUUGUCUCGACCCUGAAGGCCCUAGGCUUCAGAAGAUUAUCCAAAAGAUACUGAAGAAGGCCAAGUCCAGCUGAGGCAGGAAAGGAGGAAGCCCUGGUCCUGAUGGAGGACCUGUCUUCUAAAGCAGAGGAAAAAAGUGAUCCUGCCUAAGGCCAUCGAGAUGAGCCUCUCCUGUUUGCUUUGAACAACUCUCGAGAGUCCAUAUUUAUUUAUUUUCCCCAAAUUCUAUGUUAAUAUUUUAUAUGUAAAAUAACUAAGGGUAUAGUUGAAACUGCUUGCAAGAUGCCAUUGAAUUUACUGUUUAUUUAAUAUAAAAUCUGAGAUGAAUAAAUCCUCAUUCUUAAUUGGAAGGUUAAAGGUUUCCCUCUUCUCGCAGGGAAUUAUAUUAAUAUUUCUGAGGCAGCCAUUCCAUGCUGACCAUGGUGUUGGUAGCUGGGGUAGUGAAUGGGCAAAGGAGGUCAUUUUAAUGUAGGGCGAAUAUAUGUGCACAUCUACUUUGUACCGGUGAAAGACUAUCAGUUGUUAUUUAUUGAAGUGUUUUACAGCAUUAGAGUGAGUGAUCAAUUUGUGUUGAAGCUUUGAGAACUGUAAUUUCUGUAUAUGCCUUAGACAUUUUAAGUGAUUUCUGUAAGACACAAUGCCUUUUUAAUGCAUCUAUGUCUUAGAACUGAGAAGUUUAAAUAUUUAUUGGUAUUUUUUUCUUUUUUUGUUUUUUUGAGACAGAGUUUCUCUGUGUAGCUUUGGAGCCUAUCCUGGCACUCCCUCUGGAGACCAGGCUGGCCUCAAACUCACAGAGAUCAGCCUGCCUCUGCCUCCUGAGUGCUGGGAUUAAAGGUGUGCACCACCAACGCCGGUAUUUAUUGGUAUUUUUACAAAAAAUUUGGAAAUAAAAUAUUUAAA
Cricetulus griseus (Chinese hamster) is the source of this 1199-nucleotide messenger RNA. It is a transcript of the gene Cxcl3, whose product is annotated as chemokine (C-X-C motif) ligand 3. The record is from RefSeq and is marked provisional. Gene Ontology annotation, biological process: antimicrobial humoral immune response mediated by antimicrobial peptide; chemokine-mediated signaling pathway; neutrophil chemotaxis. Lineage: Eukaryota; Metazoa; Chordata; Mammalia; Rodentia; Cricetidae. Gene Ontology annotation, cellular component: extracellular region. Gene Ontology annotation, molecular function: CXCR chemokine receptor binding; chemokine activity.